Messenger RNA from Brassicogethes aeneus, 472 nucleotides. The record is from the annotation of a GenBank genome assembly. NCBI's taxonomy places the organism in Eukaryota, Metazoa, Arthropoda, Insecta, Coleoptera, Nitidulidae.
GCCGAUAAGGUAGGGAACAUCAAUAAAGUGUCAAAAAAUUUUUAGUCAAUUCGAAGAAAAGAUCUUUUAUAAAACAUAAAAUAUGACUGAUUUCGAUUCAUUUCCGACUGAGGGUUUUAAAGGAGGCGACAAAGAAUUACAAGAGUUUCUUAUGGUGGAAAAACAAAAAGCACAAUUUAACGCUCAGAUACAUGAAUUCAAUGACUUUUGCUGGGAGAAAUGCGUAGACAAACCAUCCAACAAAUUGGACAGUAGAACUGAAACCUGCCUUACAAAUUGCGUGGAUAGAUUUAUCGAUGUAUCCUUAUUGAUAACAAAUAGGUUUUCACAAUUGCUGCAGAAGAGUGGUGGAAUGUAAAUAAUGUGAAGUCUGGUUAGUUUUAAUUUUUUAUUUUGUACCAAAUUAAAUUGUUAUUAUAUUAGUAUUUGGUAAUUUGUUGUUUAUUAAAAUUAAUAGAACUAUUAAACUUUA